Molecule: messenger RNA, 2471 nt
Organism: Seminavis robusta
Lineage: Eukaryota; Bacillariophyta; Bacillariophyceae; Naviculales; Naviculaceae
Source: the annotation of a GenBank genome assembly
GUAAUAACCGCACCGCACUAUUUAGCACGGGGGUCUGCAAUACCGGUACCGUAGAGGACCCACAGCAACAAACAACAACACGCAAUUGAGGAAAUGGCUUGAACUGCCAAGCGCACAACCAUCGUCCCGAUACCGUACGGGAGAUCCAAACAUUGAAAGCUGCCGAAGCUUCUAUAUAGUCAGCCUUGAUCAACGCACUGGCUUUGAGUUGUGGUUCUGGUAUACCUCUGUUCAAUAAAAGUGCGGGCAUUGAUUGUCCUGCAAAACAAGCAGGUUGACAUGACUCGCGUUCGACGGUCAUCUGUGUUGCUGGCGAUAGUCCGUCUGUUCCUGUGUUUCUUCCUUGUGAAUGGUUUUGGUGGCGAGAAGCCAGCUUUCAAUGCAACUCCCUCCUCAUCCAACCACACUACCAGUAGUCUCCGACAGAAUGUCUGUGACAGAUACGAAAAACACCGUGCUGGGGAGACUGAGCUCAAGGAUGCCCUGUCAGGUCUGGCAUUGAGGCCUUCCUUCGUAGCCUUUGAGAACCCAUAUUUCAUCUACAACUCAGUGGAGGGGAUUGCCAGUACCAGUCCAGGAAUUUUGGCAGAGUUGAUGGAUGCUGUUGCCCAACGAGCCAAUUUCACCUGGCGCACCUCAUUUGGGGUCGUUGAGAGCCCCGAAGUCUACAACAUGACCUGGACGGAACUGUUGCUUUGGACUGUGGAAAACUAUGAUAUUUCCAUUGAAUGGUGGGAUCACACAGUUGAAAGAAUGGAAAACGGAGUGGCAUACACAGCUCCUUGGUACGAUUCCAGCUACAUCUUGAUUGACCAGAGACGGCACGACAGUGGCACUUAUGCCAUUAAUCUGCUCAACUGGACCAAGCCUUUUGAGCCUGCUGUGUGGGGAAUGAUUGUUUUUACAGUUUUCUUUUCUGCAAUUGUCUACCAGCUUAUUGAGCACCUUAAUGGAGAGAGAGAUGACAGAUCUUUCUACCAAUGGUUCUCUGACAAUGUAUAUCUCAGUGCCAUCAAUUUCUCCCAGAACUUUGAGUAUGCGCCAAGCAGUCUUGCAGGAAGAAUAUUUGGAGUCAGCAUGACAAUUUGGGCAUUGGUUUUGACAGCCACAUACACAGCAAAUCUUGCCUCACUUUUUGUGGAGGCAAGGGUUGAUCCAGUUUUCGAGGAUUCUAUGGAGGAAGCUGUGGUCUAUGGCUAUCCUGUUUGCACUUUUGAGAAUACCAAUUCCGACUUCCACAUCCUAGAAACAUUCCCACGGGCAAAGCGGGUGCCCCGAGUUGAUGAGAAGGCAAUGUAUGAAUCAUUGAGGAAUGGGAGAUGUGCUUUGGCAGUGACAACAAUAGACACUUGGCUCACGAAGCAGUUGGACGAAGAAUACAACCCAGACUGCAAUUUGGAGUGGGUGGGUGACAUUAUCAAGCCAAACAUGGCAGGCUUUGCUGUAAAGGCUGAUGUUGGUGACAAGUGCACAAGUUUGGUCCGCCAUGUUGUAAAUUUGCACCUUACAGCACUUAUUGAGGAAGGAUUCUUGACCGAGGCCUGGCGAAGACACAGAGAACAGGAAGACGGUGGCAUCUGUGAGUACGAGGAAGAUGAGCAAGGCCAGUGGGAUCGACGUCUUCAGUCUAGGAGAAACCAGCCGACAAUGAAACCUCGAGAUGGUGACGGACCAAGACAUCGACAACUAAAGGCUGGUGGGAGGGGAGCGGGCGGGUCAACAGCAGAAGAUGACGACAUCGAUGCAGAAACGCUGACACUUCGGCAGAUGGCUGGAACCUUCAUAAUUCAUUAUGGAGCCAUGGCUGUUGCUGUAUUGGUGAGUUUUCUGACCCACUAUGCACAGAAGAUGAAUUGGUUUCAUAGGGAGGGUCAGGUGUAUGAAAAGGUGACAAACAGGACAAAUGGACCAGUGAUUGGAAUGCCACCACGGGCCAAUACUUUUGUGGUCCGAGAUUGUAAGGAGGAAUCCGCAAGAGAUGGUGUCAAGGCGGAUUCUGCAAGCAAUGUCGAGGAAAAUUGUGACGAUAGCGAGGAAAAUUGUGACGAUAGCGAAAAUCCUCGUGCUGUGGUUCCGGCAGAGUUCAACUACGUGGAAAUGGUUGCCAAGCAAAACGCUCUGGAAGCUAAAAUUGACAGAAUGGAAAGGGCUCUGGAUACGCAGAGCUACAUGAUUCGACAGCUCCUUCACGGACCUCGUAAAGACAAGAUGGAGCACUUGGCGUGACAGGGAUGGGUUUGGAUCGAUAACUGAUUCCAUGAAUUGUUGCUAUAUGUAGAUUACUGUUUUCUUGACCAGGUGGCUGAUCUCGAUCAUCAUGCUUCCCCCUGGCGCUGUAUCGGCACGACGACACUCAUCGAUUUGGUUAUGGUUGCUCCGAGUUUGCUGCAGUUUUUUGUGUGUAUUUUUAAAAAUAAGCAGGCAUUGCUUAUAGUUAAUUUGUAUAGAUUCUAAAUUCCUUCUACCUCCUC